AGGCCGCGGGCCACACCUCUCGCCAGCAGCCCGGGCAGCAUGACCCUCGCUCCUCUGUGGGUGUUUCUGCCGCUGGUCGCCGUGGCCCGGGGCCAGUACGGCGACUACGGCUACCCGUACCAGCAGUACCGCGACUACGGCGACGACGGCUGGGUGAACCUGAACCGGCAGGGCUUCAGCUUCCAGUGCCCGCAGGGGCAGGUGGUGGUGGCCGUGAGGAGCAUCUUCAGCAAGAAGGAGGGCUCGGACCGCCAGUGGAACUACGCGUGCAUGCCCACGCCCCAGCGGCUGGGGCAGCCCACCGAGUGCUGGUGGGAGGAGAUCAACAGGGCUGGCAUGCAGUGGUACCAGACGUGCUCCAACAAUGGGCUGGUGGCCGGGUUCCAGAGCCGCUACUUCGAGUCGGUGCUGGACCGGGAGUGGCAGUUCUACUGCUGCCGCUACAGCAAGAGGUGCCCCUAUUCCUGCUGGAUGACGACAGAGUACCCCGGCCACUACGGCGAGGACAUGGACAUGAUUUCCUACGACUACGACUACUACAUGCGGGGGGCGACCACCACGUUCUCUGCCGUGGACAGGGACCGCCAGUGGAAGUUCAUAAUGUGCCGGAUGACGGACUACGACUGUGAAUUCGCAAAUGUUUAGGCUCUCGGCCGACCAGACCCGGGGGAAGGGGAGGGGCGGUGGGUGGGGGAUGGGGGCAGGACGGCCACCUCUGCUCACAUCAGCUGGGUCCAGAGAGGCUCCUGCUGCCGUCUCUUCUCUGCUUCCUAAGCCUUUCUGAGUAGCAUCACACUUAUAAUGAAACCCACGAUGAAACCGCAUUUCUCACUUCCAACACGGACCACAGUUACACAGGGCUGACCACGGCUUCCCCGCAUGUAUGCACACGCACACGCACACGCUCACAGCCGGGCCCUGGUCGGAGCUGUCCCCGGGCGGAGGGGUGGUGGCUCUGCACAUUGGAAGCCGGGGUCCUUGCCGGGGGCGGUGGGGGGGCAGACCACCCCGCAGAGGGGACAACUGUCUGGGAAGUUCGGUGCACAGCUCUGCUCUGGGAGUGCAGACCCUGGAAGGAGAACUGGAGAGUGGGAGGGUUCGGGGGUGGAACUGAAGGACGGGGGUGGACGAGUUUCUGGGGGGAAGAGGCUGUCGGGGGAGGCCAGAGGACGGGACUCAGGUUGGCCUCCCGGGAGGAAGGAGCGUUGGGAAAAGGGAACGGGUUUGAGUCGCCGGCACCUGGAGGCACGGCCAGGACCUGGGAAGCUUGGUCUCGAUUUUCUGGACGGCAAAGGCUGCCCCGAGGGUCCACUCCCCUCCUCUGUGCAGUUUAGGGGGUCUUCGCAGAGGUGACACUGUCUCCCCCCCUUCAGUGUGUCUGUCCCCCAGCCCUGUGCACUGUCCCCACUAUAAAAGGAAUAAAAAUACUAACGUUCACUACGCUGCAAA
Phyllostomus hastatus (greater spear-nosed bat) is the source of this 1449-nucleotide messenger RNA. It is a transcript of the gene DPT, whose product is annotated as dermatopontin. The coding region runs from base 40 to 645 and encodes 201 amino acids. Gene Ontology annotation, cellular component: extracellular matrix. Gene Ontology annotation, molecular function: extracellular matrix structural constituent. The transcript has 4 exons. Gene Ontology annotation, biological process: collagen fibril organization. Lineage: Eukaryota; Metazoa; Chordata; Mammalia; Chiroptera; Phyllostomidae. The record is from RefSeq and is a predicted model, not a curated record.